CGGGCGGGCUUUUCCGAUACGCCUUGCAAAUAAAAUUGCGGCGACCAAACUGUUCCUCUUCUUCUCCAGCAAGCUUCGAAGAGAAGGAAGAAGAUUGGAGAAGAAUGGAUAAUGGCGAAUCAUCAUCCACCAACAAUUCGUCGCGUCCAUGGGAAUCCUACAAUACCGUCUUCACUAACGCGAAAGCCGGUAUGGAGGGAGUUGACAAAGAGAAAGUCCAGAGGGUUGUCUAUGAAAUGAGUAAAGGAUCCAAGUAUUUUCAAAAUGAGGAGCGUAAAGAAGCUCUUAUGAAACAAAAGAUUGAGCAUAUGCGUGAUCGAUGCGCAAAGCUUUCAUCCCUUGAUUUAUCUAAUUAUCAGAAGGUGGUUGAUAAAAGGAUCUUAGAGUUAGAAGCUACACGUGACCUAUCCAGAAUUUGGCUUCAUGUUGAUAUGGAUGCUUUUUAUGCUGCUGUUGAAACUUUGAGCGAUCCUUCGAUCAAGGGCAAGCCAAUGGCUGUUGGAGGCUUAUCCAUGAUCUCCACUGCUAAUUAUGAGGCAAGGAAGUUUGGGGUCCGUGCUGCAAUGCCUGGCUUCAUUGCUCGUAAAUUGUGUCCAGAUUUGAUAUUUGUUCCUGUUGAUUUCACUAAGUAUACUCACUACAGUGACUUAACCAGAAAGGUUUUUAGGAACUAUGAUCCUCACUUCAUUGCUGGGAGCUUGGAUGAAGCCUACCUUGACAUAACUGAGGUUUGUCGAGAAAGAGGUCUUUCAGGUGGAGAAAUUGCAGAGGAGCUUAGAUCUUCUGUUUAUUCCGAGACUGGACUGACAUGCAGUGCUGGAGUAGCGGCAAACCGCUUGCUAGCCAAGGUUUGCUCAGACAUUAACAAGCCUAAUGGACAGUUUGUUCUACAAAAUGACCGAUCAACUGUCAUGACAUUCGUAUCUUUCCUCCCUGUAAGAAAGAUCGGUGGAAUUGGUAAGGUUACUGAACAUAUUUUAAAGGAUGCUUUGGGAAUUAAAACAUGUGAGGAGAUGGUGCAGAAGGGAUCUCUUCUCUACGCUCUCUUCUCUCAGUCAUCAGCAGACUUUUUUUUGUCGGUUGGACUGGGGCUUGGAGGAACAAACACCCCUCAGGUUAGGUCUCGUAAAAGUAUUAGCAGUGAGAGGACAUUUGCUGCGACAGGAGAUGAAAGAUUGCUAUAUUCCAAGUUGGAUGAACUUGCAGAAAUGCUAUCUCAUGACAUGAAAAAGGAGGGCCUAACAGCAAGAACGUUGACACUUAAACUGAAAACUGCCUCCUUUGAGAUCAGGAGCAGAGCUGUUAGCCUGCAGAGGUACACGUGUUCAAGCGAUGAUAUACUAAAGCAUGCUACAAAGCUGUUGAAGGCAGAACUUCCUGUUUCCGUAAGGUUGAUAGGUUUGCGCAUGUCGCAGUUCGUUGAAGAAAUCCGCAAUUCUGAUCCUUCACAGGGAACUAUUACUAAGUUCAUCGUUCAAAAGGAUUCCUCAAGACAAGCACAAGAUCUGGAUGACAAUGACUCAUUUGACUUGGAUGCUAAUAAAAAUUGCUUAAGCAAUGACGAGAGCGGGAAUGUAUCCUUUGGUUCUCAUGAGACAAGCUCUGCCCAUCUGAAGGAUGUUGUCGAAUAUGAAGAACGGUCCCAAAUAGAUUCCGGAAAGGUAAUUCCAAAUCAAGAGUGUAUGAAAAAAGAAGAAAGGCUGCAAAUAUUGGAAGGAGAUUCACUGCUCAAAAAAUACAAGGAGUGCAAACCAGAUACUAGUCACUCGAUGAAUGAUAAUUCUAAUGCAACCGAAGCAGUUUCAGUAUUUCCACAAACGGAGCCGUUAUAUUGGAUUGACGGCUACAAAUGCGUCUUGUGUGGGAUAGAGUUACCACCAUCUUUUGUAGAGGAACGACAAGAACACUCUGAUUUUCAUCUCGCUCAGAGACUUCAAAACGAAGAAACUGGCUCUAGUUCUUCCACAACACCUUCAAAACGAAGGUCAGCUGACAGUAACAUUUUAAAGCCUACUCCAUUUUCCGUUAUGUUUCUUACAAGUCUCUGCUUCUCACUGAAAGUUUCAUAACCAAACACUUGUUAGGAUUCUCGGAAAGGAAAAGGUAAAUUCGAAGCCAAAGAAGCAGAAACCAGAUCAAAAGGACAGUAGCAAACACAUCCCAAUACACGCAUUCUUCACAAAAAGCAAUCAAAACUCGUGAGCCUUGUUCAUGUUGUCCAUAGUUUUAGUAAUGUUCGACUCUCUGAAUGGAUGCCACGUGUCAUCUAUGUUACCUAUAUUAUCUCAUCAUUGUAUUUAGUAUUUUAUCUGAACCCUCUUUCAGUAACGAAACCCAGAGGAAAUGAAGAUGGCUCUGAGCCCACCGAAACUCAUUCUCUCACCGUCCAAUUCCCUCGGCGAUUCCAAUUCCCUACCGUCGAUGUCAGACAUCCUGACGUCAUCAAAAGCUCGAAAGCUAGACUUAAAGAUCCAGACUUUAGGACCGUUUUUCAGAGUGACAGGGAAGAACGCAGACACGGGCGGUGAGGUGGGAAGAGCAGAGGGAGUGGUGCGUCCAUGGUUCGGACGCGGUUUGGUUCUGCAUUUGGAUACGAUAAGACUGACGAAAGAGACAGUGGCUAUGGAUAAGUCUGUUCUUGGAGUUGGUUUAUACGUCGGAGCUGUAGCGAUUCGCCAUGGCUACGACUGUGGUUGCCGUACUGCUCAGCUUCUUGCUAUCUACGACUCCGAUCUCUACCAUUCCAAGCUGGUUAGGUUUUACAGAAGAAUUGGGUUCGAAGAGGUGAAUGAAGUGAGUGGGUCGUCAAUUGGAGACAUGGCUGACAUGUUAGUGUGGGGCGGAGUUGGUACUCGCAUGGAUGCUAAUAUCCAUCAUCUUCUUUUUAAAUGGUCCAAAGUUUUCCUCAAAUCACAUUCUUAAUUACUUGUAGAUAUGUAAAUUAUGUUUAUCUACACCAUAUGAUUUCUGACAAGAAUUAUAUUUAUAUAGACAUAUCUUUCUGUCUUAAUUUCCAUCUUGAAGCUUGAACUUUUAUUUAAUUUGAUUAGCAAUUCUAAGGGGUAUAUGGAAGAUGCUAAUCACAAUAAAUCUAUCCUCAUAUUAUCCCAAUUUGUGCUUCCACAGUGGAUGGACUCUGUACUUCUCCACCAAAUUGAUUGUCCUUCUUAAAGAAUUG
Arabidopsis thaliana (thale cress) is the source of this 3178-nucleotide messenger RNA. RefSeq names its product DNA/RNA polymerases superfamily protein. Gene Ontology annotation, biological process: DNA repair. The record is from RefSeq and is marked reviewed. Gene Ontology annotation, cellular component: nucleus. Bases 105 to 2069 code for a protein of 654 amino acids. Gene Ontology annotation, molecular function: damaged DNA binding; DNA-directed DNA polymerase activity; DNA polymerase activity. Lineage: Eukaryota; Viridiplantae; Streptophyta; Magnoliopsida; Brassicales; Brassicaceae. The transcript is spliced from 13 exons.